Messenger RNA from Colossoma macropomum (tambaqui), 3216 nucleotides. Its product is annotated as scavenger receptor cysteine-rich type 1 protein M130-like. Gene Ontology annotation, cellular component: membrane. The record is from RefSeq and is a predicted model, not a curated record. The transcript is spliced from 20 exons. Lineage: Eukaryota; Metazoa; Chordata; Actinopteri; Characiformes; Serrasalmidae. The coding region runs from base 1 to 3216 and encodes 1071 amino acids.
AUGGACAGCUGUGUGGCUUUCAUUCUUCUGUUGUCCACCAUCACACUCACCACAGCUAACAGUGUGAGGUUGAUGGAUGGUGGCAGUCGCUGUGCUGGGAGAGUGGAGGUUUUUCAUAGAGGACAGUGGGGAACAGUGUGUGAUGAUAACUGGGAUAUGACAGAUGCUGCAGUGGUGUGUAGAGAGCUGGGCUGUGGAGAGGCUGUAAAUGCACUGAGUGAUGCUCAUUUUGGACCAGGAUCAGGACCAAUCUGGAUGAGUAAUGUUGGCUGUAGUGGAUCAGAAUCUACAUUGAAGCACUGUAGAUCAGCAGGAUGGGAUAAACAUAACUGUGAUCAUUCUAAAGAUGCUGGAGUCGUCUGCUCAGGACACAUGUCCAGACUUGCUGAUGGUUUCCAUCUCUGCUCUGGGAGAGUGGAGGUGCUUCAUGGAGAGACCUGGUCCACAGUGUGUGAUGCCGACUUUGAUCAGCAGGAUGCAGAGGUUGUGUGUCAAGAGCUGGGCUGUGGGCUUCCUGUGGAGGUGCUGGGAGCAGCUGCUUUUGGCAGAGGGGAGGGUCAGGUGUGGUCAGAGGAACUUAAGUGUAGAGGCAAUGAAUCUCAGAUUUACUUCUGUCCAACAUCAUCUUCACACAACUGCACCCAUGACAAUGAUGUAGGCCUGGUGUGUGCUGGUCACACGCAAGCUCGGCUAGUGAACAGCUUGGACUCCUGUUCUGGCCGAGUGGAGCUCCAGUACCUCAGUGAGUGGGGCACUGUGUGUGAUGUAAGCUGGGAUAGGAGAGCUGCCAGAGUCCUCUGUGGUCAGCUGAAGUGUGGGAGUGCUGUGGCUGUUUUGGGAUCAGACUGGUUUGGGGAGGGGAGUGGCCAGAUCUGGGCUGAUGUGUUUGAUUGUCAGGGGAACGAAACACACCUGUCAAAAUGUCCCAUUUCAUCAUGGAGUCGAACUGCAUGCUCCCAUAAACAGGACGCUGGAGUAAUCUGCAGUGGUUCCUCUUUAGCGUUUCAUGAGGGGCAAGUGCGGUUGUCUGGAGGGUUGGAAUGUCAGGGGGAGGUGGAGGUGUACUUCAGGCAGGACUGGAGGAGAGUACUGCUGGACUCCUGGAGUGAGUCUGAGGCCUCUGUGGUCUGCAGACAGCUGGGCUGUGGCUCUGUGAUCAACCUCUCCAGCUCCUCUCCGUCCAGUCCUGAUCGCAGCCACAUGUGUGUGACGGGUUUCAAUUGUUCUUGUAGCGAAGCUCAUCUGGGGAACUGCAGCUGUGCACAAGUAAUCAACUGCAGCUCCAGAGAACAGCUUUCAAUCACCUGCUCUGGUAAAUUUAACCCAGAUUACAGCUCCAUCAGGCUGGUUGGUUCUGGGGGAGACUGUGCAGGAAGGCUGGAGGUUUUCCGCAGCGGCUCAUGGGGGACAGUGUGUGAUGACUUGUGGGAUAUUGAGGAUGCGCAGGUAGUGUGCAGACAGCUGCAGUGUGGAGUGGCCCUCAGUGCUCCGGUACCAGCCCGGUUUGGACCUGGAACUGGACCCAUCUGGCUGAAUGAGGUGGAGUGUGAGGGGAAUGAGACGUCCCUGUGGAACUGCAGAUUUCAGCUGUGUGGAGAAGAUGAAUGUGGACACAAGGACGACGUAGGAGUUGUGUGCUCAGAGUAUAAAGACAUCAGACUCAAUGAGGGCUGUGAGGGGAAUCUGGAAGUGUUCUACAAUGGAACCUGGGGUAAUGUGUGUGCAAAUGGGAUGGAUGCAGAAACUGCUAGUUUGAUUUGUCAAGAGCUGAACUGUGGACAAUCUGGCAGUGAAUCAUGGUUCAAAGCAAGAGUGGAAUCAGCUCCUAACUGGCUGGAUGAUCUAAAAUGUAGGAAACAUGACUCCACUCUGUGGCACUGUCCAUCUUCACCCUGGAGACAGAACAGUUGUGAUAACAGCAAUGAGGUUACUCACAUUACCUGCUCAGAAAAGAAAAAUGAUCAUGUGUUACGGAGCCAUGUGAAAUGCUCUUCAUUUCUCCAUCACAGACAGUGCUCAAAUCACCUGCCUCUCAGGCUGAGGGGAGGAAAGGCAAUCUGCUCUGGGAGGCUGGAGGUGUAUCAUAACUCUGAGUGGGGGUCUGUCUGUGAUGAUCUGUGGAACAUCAGGGACGCUCAGGUGGUCUGCAGGCAGCUGGGCUGUGGGCCGGCGCUGAGUGCUGAUGGGAGUGCUGUCUUUGGUGCUGGUGAAGGGCCUAUCUGGCUGAACAGGGUGAAGUGUAGAGGGAAUGAGAUUCACCUGUGGGACUGUCCUCAUUCCCUGAAGAACCACACUGACUGCUCCCACAGUCAGCACGCUGGAGUCACCUGUGCAGGUCUGCUGGUCAUAACAGCUGCCACAUCAAUCACCACUGUGCAUUAUACAGCAAAGAGAACAACCACUCCUCCACAAACUCUUCCACCAGCUGUUCCAUCCAUUUAUCCAGUGUCUCUCCUGGUUCUGGGAGUGGUGCUCUUCCUGGCCUUAGUGCUUCUGGUUGUGCUGUUUUACCAGAACAGAGUGCUCAGGAGAGUGCUCUCUAAGAGGAGGCGUAAGACUCUGACUGAGGCAGUCUAUGAGGAGAUCGACCGCAGAUACAACACUAAAAGAAAUUACUCAACUCAAAGAGGCCCUCCUCUGGGUCAGCCAUGCUACACAGAGGAUGAAGAUCCUCCACUGUUGGCUAGGCUGUAUCCAGAAUUGGAUGCGAUCCACUCUGAUGAAUCAGAAACCUCCUCCUCUGAUGAGGAUUCUGAACCUACUAGUGAUAAGGCAGUUCAGAUGAGACCAAUCACUAUUAGAUAUUCUGAGGUCCAUAAUAAGAGAGGAAGUAUCCUCUCUGAAGAACAGCAUUCAGGAUAUGAGGAUGUGGAUGAGGAGCUUCUCUCAGGUGAAUCAGCAAAAGAGGACACAGCAGAGAACUCUGAUGAUGUCAUCACUGCUGGACAGAACUCUGAGAGUGGAGCAGAAGACGUAGCAGAGAAUUAUGAUGAUGUCAUCACUGCUGAUCAGAGCUCAGCUGUUGUAACAGACAUGACAGAUAACUAUGAUGAUGCUGUUACUGCUGGACCAAACUCCAACAUUAUGACAGUGGACACACCAGAGAGCUAUGAUGAUGUCAUCACAGCUGAACAGGAUGUUGGAGGGGUAAAAGAUUAUGAUGACAUGGAGGAGGAGCUUCAGACAGAGAUGAAUCAUGUGACCGAGAGUCCAUAG